AAAAAGGAGAAAGACAGAAAAUGGAAAGUGGGAAAGAAGGAUAAAGACCCAACGGCGGACAGGACCAUCGAAUCUCUGUAUAAGGAACUAGUGGAAGAAGGCUUACUGAUCCAGGCUCUGAAAGUCAACCUCUCUGAUUACAUUGGUGAGUACAGCUACCUGGGGAGUACUCUUCUCCAGAUGUCCAUAGAACCCAUGCCUUCCCUCCUGGAUGUCCGACAGCUCAUCACCCUGUACGGGAUCCUGCCGCUAGGUUCCAAAGCAGUGCAUGAGAAGGCUCCUUUGGUGAAAUCCCUGCUCUUGGCUGGCCCCUCUGGGGUGGGAAAGAAGUUGCUGGUCCAUGCCAUCUGCACCGAAACGGGAGCCACCCUCUUCGACUUGUCUGCAGCCAACAUUGCCGGGAAAUACCCAGGCAAAAGUGGCCUCCAGAUGAUGCUGCAUAUAGCCCUCAAGGUGGCCCGCCAGCUCCAGCCCUCCGUGGUGUGGAUUGGAGACACCGAGAAAACCUUCUACAAAAAAGUCCCCAACGCCGAAAGGAAGAUGGAACCUAAGCGCCUGAAAAAACAGCUUCCCAAAAUCCUGAAGCUCCUGAAACCAGAUGACAGGAUUCUGAUUGUGGGGACAACACAGCGACCUUUUGAUGCUGAACUUCAACCUUUGUGCAAAGUUUAUCAAAAAAUUAUUCUGGUUCCCAGACCAGACUAUGCUUCCAGAUAUGUUUUGUGGAAAGAAAUCAUUCAGCGCCACGGCGGAGUCAUCACUGGUGCCUUGAGUGUCAGUUGCCUGGCACAGAUCACCGACGGCUUCACCCAGGGCCACAUCGUCCAAGUGGUGAAGGAGGUGCUCACAGAGCGCAGAAUCCGGCAGCAAUCUCACAAGCCGCUCACCGCCCUCGAGUUCAUCGCGUCUCUCACCAGCAUGAGUCCCGUCUACCAAGAGGAAGAAGAGAGCUUUAAGGACUGGUACGCCAAGACCCCUAUGGGUAAAAAGCGAGCCUUGGCAUUAACAGGAGAUAACAAAGAAAAUGAAAAGGACAAAGGAAAAGAGAAGGAGAAGAAAGGAUUAAAGGAGAAAAAGAAAAAGUAAUGCCUCUCUGAGGAGCCA
Lipotes vexillifer (Yangtze River dolphin) is the source of this 1104-nucleotide messenger RNA. It is a transcript of the gene DRC11, whose product is annotated as dynein regulatory complex subunit 11. The annotation marks the transcript as partial. The transcript has 8 exons. Gene Ontology annotation, molecular function: ATP binding; ATP hydrolysis activity. NCBI's taxonomy places the organism in Eukaryota, Metazoa, Chordata, Mammalia, Artiodactyla, Lipotidae. The record is from RefSeq and is a predicted model, not a curated record.